Messenger RNA from Osmerus eperlanus (European smelt), 3363 nucleotides. RefSeq names its product hydroxyacid oxidase 2 (long chain) (gene hao2). Lineage: Eukaryota; Metazoa; Chordata; Actinopteri; Osmeriformes; Osmeridae. The transcript has 8 exons. The record is from RefSeq and is a predicted model, not a curated record. Gene Ontology annotation, cellular component: peroxisome. Gene Ontology annotation, biological process: fatty acid alpha-oxidation. The coding region runs from base 1625 to 2737 and encodes 370 amino acids. Gene Ontology annotation, molecular function: FMN binding; oxidoreductase activity.
CUGUGUGGCGGUGAAAGGUCUAUGACUGAAACCCAUAUACCAGGGUACAUUUCCUACAGGCAAUGGAAUUGGCCUGUGGUACUGUAACAUAGGUGUGGAGUGUUUUCAAGGCUGGAUCCAGCACACCAGAGGGUCUUUUCUUUGUUCUUUGUUGACAGUACUAUGUAAGUUGUGAUGGUUACUUUACGUAAGAGAUUUGAUGGCAAAGAGUCAUCUUGCAAAGGUAGUGUCAGGUUUAGCAUUUUGUGUGUGAGGUUUUGUGUAAGCAGUUUUGAUAAAGCCGUUAUUGUUUUGAGAAACGUGUGUUAACAAUUGUGAAAAAUUGUAAUAUUUUAAAAUCAAAUCAAAUUUACAGUAUUUGUAUAGCCCUUUUUACAAGGAAUGUCACAAAGGGCUUCACAUACGCCCAUAGAACUGCCCCUCAUCAACCUCAAGCUUCAAGGAAGACAAGGAAAAAACUCACAGAAAAACUCACUUGAGGAGAAAAAAAUUACUAAGAAACCUUGGGAUGAGAAAUUCAGUGAGGGAUCCCCUCCUCCAGAGAUGGUUGGCGAAAGAGAGGUGCAGAACACAGUAAACAUAGUCAUACAUCAGGAAAGUGUCAAUGGGUGUUGAAACACCAAAAUCCAGUGUUUCGAAAUCCAAAACCCAUUUUCUUUAUUGCUACAGUAAAUGAAUUUACUGUGUAAACAUAAACAAAUUAUUCUUUACAUGUAACUACAUGCCCUGGAUGCUGUGUUCUCCAUUUUUUUGUAUUGUGUCUAAUGAUUGCUCCAUAGUGUUUAUAUAUUGAUUGGUUGUGUUUAUGAUUUGAAAGCAUAGUUUGAUUUUGAGCACAGGUUACAUGGUUUAGGAGCGAGUGUUUGAUUUUGCCGGAAGAGACAGAGGUUUUGGAAAUUGAGUUUGAAUAUUUGGUUUUGUGUUUACAGUUUUGACAAAAUGGUUGACUGUUUCAAGAAAUGUGUUUUAGCAAUCAUGAAAAACUGUAAUGUACCUGGCUAUACUGUAGUGUGUAGAGUGGUAUAACAGUCACCAUGGUAGCUCACUAUGGGUCUCACGGUCAUCAGCACAUUUCCUGCCAUUGUAAAUACAAAGAGGCCAGGGGUCACCGUGGGGUCACACACUCACCGGUAGAGCUGAUCUCUCAGUUUAAUAGGUAUUAGAAUUGAUGACGUUAAGCAUACGUAACAUCUAGGCAGGAUUGCAUGGUUCUACCUAGGGAUGUUGGACAGAAUAGAAUGUCUGGUCAGUUGAUGACUGAAGAAUCCUGGAAUUAUGUCAGAACAUGGUUAUUCUAUAAUGGAGUCCAUAGUGCAAGAGAACUGAGUAAACUUUAACUAUUUACUGUCGGCCUUGUUUUAGAAAGUUUGCGUUUUUAAGGGGUCACUUUUUACUUUAGUCUUACCUACUUUUAUCAAGUCUUAUCUACAACCACUGUUACUGGUACAAGCAGAUAAAAUAUAUUCUUCUACUUUUGCUGCAUGCAGUAGGCUACUGGUUGUACUCCCCUGGAUUUCCUCUGUUACUUGGUAUAGUUCACCAGAGGUGUGCUAAUCGUCAACCCUGCUCUAACUUUGUUGGUUGGUUGACUACCUUGAUCUGCACAAGCUAACAGACGCUCCGAAUGACAUCUAAUAGAGAGGGUGGGCGCUGUGCCGAGAUGGCUAUGGUGUGUCUCACAGACUUCGAGGAGUAUGCCAAGGAGCACCUGUCCAAGGCCACCUGGGACUACUAUGCCGCCGGAGCAGACGAAUGCUGCACCAGGGAUGACAAUUUGCUGGCCUACAAACGGAUCCGGCUGAGGCCGCGCGUACUGCGUGACGUGUCUGUGAGCGACACCAGGACCACGGUCCUUGGCACGGAGAUCAGCUUCCCAGUGGGCAUCGCACCAACAGCCUUCCACUGUCUGGCCUGGCACGAGGGAGAAGUGGCCACUGCUAGGGCUACGGAGUCUGUGAACACCUGCUACAUCACCAGCACCUACUCGACCUGCUCGGUAGAAGAAAUUGUGGCUGCAGCUCCUACCGGCUACCGCUGGUUCCAGCUGUACGUGUACCGGGACCGCAAGCUGUCCGAGCAGCUUGUCAACCGGGUAGAGGCGCUGGGAUACAAGGCCCUUGUUCUCACUGUUGACGUUCCCUACACCGGUAAGCGCCGCAGCGACAUACGCAACCAGUUCCAGCUGCCACCACAUCUGAAGGUGAAGAACUUUGAUGGGGUCUUCCAGGUAACGGAGACCGCAGGGCCAGAGGAGUACGGGGUCCCAGCCAACACCCUGGACCCCUCCAUCAGCUGGAAGGACGUGUACUGGCUGCAGUCCCUCACCCGCCUGCCCAUCAUCAUCAAGGGCAUCCUGACCAAGGAGGACGCUGAGCUGGCCGUGGAGCACGGCGUCCAGGGCAUCAUCGUGUCCAAUCACGGGGGUCGGCAGCUGGAUGGAGGUCCGGCCACGAUAGAUGUCCUGUCUGAGAUCGUGGACAUGGUGCAGGGCAGGAUCGAGGUGUACCUGGACGGAGGGAUCCGCACAGGCAGCGACGUGCUGAAGGCCGUGGCCCUGGGAGCCAAGUGUGUGUUCAUUGGCAGGCCAGCCGUGUGGGGCCUUGCCUACAAGGGUGAAGAUGGGGUGAAGGAAGUACUGCAGAUUUUAAAUGAUGAGUUCCGUCUGUCCAUGGCUUUAUCUGGGUGCAGGAACGUGGCUGAGAUAAACAAGAAUCUGAUUCAGUUAGCCAAACUUUGAGAUGACAGCAGGGGCUUAAGCAAGACAACUAUGACCACAUAAUAACUAGUCAAACUGUGGCUUUCUGCUUUGAGUUUCAGAUCAUAAAUAUCUCUUAAAGAAUUGAGAAUUUGACAGCAUUAUUCAUUCACAUAUGGAUCUUACAGUGCAUGCUAUAAUAUAACUUUUCAAUAUGAAAAAAAGCUUCUGGAAUAUGUAAUCAUAGAUUGAUAGUUCAUUUCUGUACCUUGAGGUCACUAAUUGGCCACUAUCGGAAAGCAAGAUGGCCUCUGAUGCAAACUAUUUCAGACUCUCAGGCUGAUUGGGUGACUACAGUGUAGGUGUGGGCAGAGUGGCUUGAGUAAGUGAAAUAGGAACGGGAGGAUGCUGCAACAGUGGGGUUUGCACGUCCUCAGAUCUGAUAGUAAUGAUUGUUAUGGUUGUAAGAUGAAGAUAGAGCGCUAUGAAUGGAAAAAACACUAAAGCAUUACACUACUAGCAAUGGUAGAUCUAGUAUGUUGUAUUCUAGAGUGUAAUGUCUCCAAAAAGAGUGAAACAGUGAUGGCCUCAACUGUAGAGUCAAGAGAGGCUUGAUGCUUGAUGACUUGAGAUCUGACGACUUUGAGAUUAAAAACUUUGUUACUGGA